Messenger RNA from Acanthosepion pharaonis, 1044 nucleotides. The record is from the annotation of a GenBank genome assembly. NCBI's taxonomy places the organism in Eukaryota, Metazoa, Mollusca, Cephalopoda, Sepiida, Sepiidae.
AUGUCUUCCUUUUUUUUCCCCUACUUUGAUGUCUUCCUUUUUUUUUCCCCUACUUUGAUGUCUUCCUUUUUUUCCCCUACUUUGAUGUCUUCCUUUUUUUUUCCCCCUACUUUGAUGUCUUCCUUUUUUUUUUCCCCUACUUUGAUGUCUUCCUUUUUCCCCCCGACUUUGGUGUCUUUCUUUUUUUUCCCCCGACUUUGGUGUCUUUCUUUUCCCCCCCCUCUUUGGUGUCUUCCUUUCCCCACCCUUCUUUGGUGCCUUCCUUUUUUUACUUACUUUGGUGUCUUCCUUUUAUUCCCCCCUACUUUGGUGUCUUCCUUUUAUUCCCCCUACUUUGGUGUCUUCCUUUUAUUCCCCCUACUUUGGUGUCUUCCUUUUAUUCCCCUACUUUGGUGUCUUCCUUUUAUUCCCCUACUUUGGUGUCUACAUUUUUCCCCCUGCUUUGGUGUCUACAUUUUUUUUUCCACCUACUUUGGUGUCUUCUUUUUUAUUUCCCUUAUUUUGGCGUCUUCUUCCUUCUUUUUCCCUUAUUUUGGCGUCUUCAUCCUUCUUUUCCUCUUAUUUUUUACGUCUUCUUCCUUUUUUUCCUAUUAUUUUCUUUUUUCUUUUUCUUUUUUUCCUUCUUUUUUUUGGCUCUUCUUCGGUUUUUUCCACCUACUUUGGCGUCUUUUUUUUCACCUACUUUGGCAUCUUCUUCCUUUUUUUCUCUUACUUUGGCGUCUUCUUCCUUUUCCCCUACUUUGGCGUCUUCUUCCUUUUCCCCCUACUUUGGCGUCUUCUUCCUUUUCCCCUUUAGCUCUUCUUCCUUUUCCCCCUUUUGGCGUCUUCUUUUUUUUCCCCUACUUUGGCGUCUUCUUCCUUUUCCCUACUUUGGCGUCUUCCUUUUUCCCUUCUUUGGUGUCUUCUUCCUUUUCCCCCUACUUUGGAGUCUUCUUCCUUUUCCCCCUACUUUGGCGUCUUCUUCCUUUUUUCCCCCUCCUUUAUGUCUUCUUCCUUUUUCCCCCUACUUUGAUGUCUUCUUCCUUUUUUUUUCCCCUACUUUGA